UGCAUUUUGAAGAGUAGGGUGCGCAAGCCUAAAAAAGAAUAAAAAACCAGAGGGCGUCAGUUUGGGCGGCCUUAAGCCCCUGUUCACACGAGAGCUCCCUGAUAAACAUCAAUGUGCGCUUAAUUUUCUGUUCAGUUUGCAGUUGCUUCUCUGGGAGCGGAUGAGUGGAGAGCAGUGGGUUUAAAAUUGGGAAGCGACGGUGGACUUCUGAUCUCAGUUGAUUUCUCCGGCAACUAUCUGAGAACAAUAGCCCAUGGACUGAAUAUUAUGUGAAAGAAGUAUUCGAAGUCAAUAUAAAUUUUAUUCUCGAGCGUGUUAGCUCAACCGAAACGCAUUUACUUUCUCCUGCAAACCUUUUGAAACACACUGUGCUUAAACCCCGGCUAAACCUUAGCUGUUUUUUCCAAGGGUUUUUGAGCAUUGGAGGCUUAUCUCUGGAGGCGCAGAACGUCAUAAUGGAGCCUGACUUGGCAGAUUUGAAGGUGAAGGAGCUCGUAAAGGAAAUUAGCUUGGACUAUUCAAAGACCAAGCCUUUGAAUGACGCUAUUGCAGUUAUACGAGAUUUUUUGUUAAAUCUUCCAGACGAACAGAUCAAGGCAACAGAAGCAGCUGCUUUUAUCAAAGACUUGGGGGCACCUAGUGAUAAAGUGAAUCUCAAUUUCAAGAAGCCAGAUUCUGUAGAAAUUGUUGGUAGUUAUGGACUUAAGACAGUAGCCAAACCGUUUGUAAAUGUAGACCUUGCGGUGCGAAUGCCAAAGGCAUGCCUUUUGGAAAAAGAUAUUUUGAACCAUCGAUAUCAUGCCAAAAGGUGUCUCUAUCUUUCUGCGAUUAAAAGGCAUUUGCAUUCAUGUUCUGUGGUUAUGCAAAUUGAAUGGGCAAGCUUUCAAGAUGAUGCCAGGAAGCCGAUUUUGGUUAUUCAUCCAGGAGGACUUGAUGAUGACAUUGGACAUGAUUUUGUGAUAAGGAUCAUUCCAACAGUUACAGCUGGAACUUUUGACUUGUCAAAGCUUUCACCUAGUCGCAAUAAUGUUCGAGCAUUUCAGAAGGGAGGCUUGGUUCAAGCUACACCUUAUUACAAUUCAAGCAUAUUAGAAGAUAUGUUUUUAGAGGAACAUGCUGUCUUUCUUCAAAAUAAUAUUGCUGGUUCAAAGCCUUUUGUUGAAGCAUUGUUGUUAUUGAAAGUUUGGGCUAGACAGAGAAAUUCAGUCAAUGCACCUGAUUGCAUGAAUGGAUUCCUAAUGGCUACAAUUUUAGCAUACCUUACGACAGGAGCUGGAGGUCAACGUGUCAAAAUGCAGAUGACAGGGCUUCAGGCUUUUCGUGUUGUCAUAGACUUUAUAGCAAUGUCAGGUACCUUAGAGAAAGGUAUUUUCAUGCAGUCUAAAUCUGACGGCAAUUUGUCAUUGCAGCAAAAGAAAUCCCUUCUCCAGAGUUUUGACAUUGUAAUCUGUGAUCCAAGUGGGUACCUUAACCUUGCAUUUCGGAUAACCAAGAGCGGAUUAGUUGAGCUCAGAGAUGAGGCAGCGCAGACAUUAAUAUACAUGAACACAUGUAAGGACAGAGGGUUUGAAGAGGUGUUUAUGACAAAAAUAGACUUUGCUGCAAAGUUUGAUUACUAUGCCAGAAUCAGUCCAGUGGACAAUGAGCAUAGGAAGUUAUCUAAUGUUUGUUUGGACAAGGAAAACUGGAGAGUAUAUGAGAAAGAAGUAGAAUCAUUACUCUGUAAGGGUUUGGGUGAAAGGGCACGUCUUAUUCGAGUUAUUCCUAGAAGGGUACCUGCAAAGUGGAAGAUAGAUGAGGGUCAGGCAUGCUUAGGGAAGAUUCCACUUCUUGUUGGUAUUUUGGUAAGCAAUUUUGAGAAAGCUUUUCGAAUGGCCGAUGUUGGUCCAAGUGCAGACAACAAAGAUGAGUCUGUCAAGUUUAGGAACUUCUGGGGAGACAAAGCCCAAUUACGCCGAUUUAAGGAUGGGACAAUUGCAGAAACUGCAGUAUGGGAGUGUGAACUGUGGGAAAAACAUCUUAUAAUAAAGAAGAUGAUGGAGCAUAUUUUUUGUCGCCAUUUAUCUUUGUCCUCCCAUGAUUUUUGUAUUAUUACCGACCAGUUGGAUUUUUCAUUAGUGCAGGGAGGUAAAGAUCAAAUUGCUAGCACAUCAGUCUUGCUAGAUGCCUUUGAUGUUCUAUCCAAGCGGUUGCGGACUUUGGAGGGAUUACCACUGAAUAUCUCUAGUGUUCAACCAUUGGAUUCAGCAUUCAGGCAGACAUCUGUAUUUCCUCCUAUGCCUCAUCCUCUUGCCAAUGAAAAAGUACAAAAAGAAUGGUCCCAGAAAUUAAUUUCAACCUGUAUUCAACCUCUGGAGGUCAUGAUUCAAUUCGAAGGUUCUGGGAAGUGGCCAAUUGGUGAUUUAGCAAUUGAGAAGACCAAGUCUGCUUUCUGCUUGAAAAUUGCCGAAAGCAUGCAGAAGCAAUGGGGUGUAUUCACUGUUGCUGCUGAGGACGCUGUAGAUUUGCUAAUGGCUGGGUUCGCUUUUCGCCUGAGAGUUUUAUAUGAAAAGGAUAAAAGUUUAUUAAAAAAACAAGGUAUCUUUGGUAUAACCCUAGCUGGAAAUGCACCAUGGAGCAAUUCAGUCCCUCUGGAAAGGGAUUUUUUGCUGCGUAGUCAACACUCAAGCAUGCUAAAUGGUUUGCAGGGACUACAUCCAACAUAUGGGCCAACUGUUCGGCUUGCAAAAAGAUGGAUUUGCUCACACCUGUUUUCAGGAUUUUUGGCGGAGGAGGCAGUGGAGCUAUUAGUUGCUUAUAUAUUUGUGAGACCUUUCCCUUUUAAUGCUCCUUGCUCACAAAUGACAGGAUUUUUAAGGUUUUUGCGCCUCAUUGCUUACUUUGAUUGGGCCAUGACUCCUUUAAUUGUUGAUGUAAAUGGAGAAUUAACCAUGAAGGAACAUGGUCUAAUUAUGUACCAUUUUGCUGCUAAACGCAAAGAGUUUCAACGAGAAGUUGUUGCAAAUAAUGGAGUGCCAGCCAUGUACAUUGCAACACCAUAUGAUCUAGAAUCUGAAAGCUGGACCUCAUUACUCCCAGACAGUCAGGUUCUUAAAAGGUUAAUAGCGUAUGCUAGAAGCAGUUCUGAACUCCUUACAAACCUCAUUAACGGGAAAAUACAUGAUAGAUGGGAGUCGCUGUUCCGGACACCUCUGCAGUGCUAUGAUGCCUUGAUCCAACUUCAUAUGGAUAAACUGGCCCAUCCACAUCAAAUAUUGUUUAAUGCUGAGAUUAAUCAAGGAUCAACACCAGUGGCCAGCUGGAGUGCAAGCAAGGAUUUCUGCCCAUAUUUGUCUCCAGUGGUCUUAAAGAGUGGGAUUGAUGAAGCUAGGAAGCAUUUGUUAGUUGGCUUUGAUCCAGUGAAAUACUUUCUUCAUGACCUGAAGACUUACAUCCCAAAAGGUUUAAAUGUUUGGUAUGAUGCUUUUGGAAGUGAAGUUAUGGGCUUAACAUGGAGCAAGGAAGCUUCUUUUUCAAAGAACACAGGCCAGAAGAGAAAGCGAGAAGCAGCAGAUCCUGUUGACCUUGAUGCAAGAAAUAUUUUGCAGGAGAUUGGUGGUCUGGGUGAAGGACUUGUUAAAAGUGUUAAUCUUCUCAAGCUUCCCUAGAAUAAUUGAAGGACUGAUGUGGUUUGUAGCUUUCUUCAAUAAGGCAAAGACAGGGUGAUCUCUGUGCUUGUCAUGUUGCUGUACAAUUUAGAAACACAUCAGAUUCUGCAAUGUCACGAUCCAUUUAAUGCUGUUGACAACUUACAUCAUAAGAAGAUGAGUUGCAAUAUCUUGUGGAUGUGUGAGCCCUCUUCAUUUUCUAGUUUGAUCUAACAUCUAAGAAUUUAAUUGCAUGGAGAGACAUUUUGUUUCUGUAUGCUUCAGUUUUACCUCAUGUGCAUGAUGGAAGAGCCUCUGCUCUUUUCUAAUUGUAUUUUAUGUAUUAUCUCAUCUGCAAGUUUUUUGAUGGCAGAUGCUUUUUAGGUGCUUACAGCCUUGUACACUAAUUCUAGUAGUGGAAUGUUGCGCACAUUUGUGCAUAAGUUCAUACAUGGUGAAUAAAAGAUGUUGACGGAGUAUUUUUAUGUGCAAUGAGCACUUACGAACUUUGUAGGUUGUCAAUACCACAAUGUAUUCACACUUAUAACAUUAUACUUUUUUGGACUUGACCUGGUUAAUUCAAAUUAACGAAUACAAAUUUCUGAGAA
This is a messenger RNA of Cryptomeria japonica (Japanese cedar), 4234 nucleotides long. RefSeq lists its product as uncharacterized. Gene Ontology annotation, biological process: rRNA processing; tRNA export from nucleus. The transcript has 26 exons. NCBI's taxonomy places the organism in Eukaryota, Viridiplantae, Streptophyta, Pinopsida, Cupressales, Cupressaceae. The record is from RefSeq and is a predicted model, not a curated record. The coding region runs from base 456 to 3647 and encodes 1063 amino acids. Gene Ontology annotation, cellular component: CURI complex; small-subunit processome; UTP-C complex.